CCGCUAAACCUAGCCUUUUGAUCUUUGAGGACCUUCAGUAGUAGGGGCUGAUUUCUUUCGAGUUGGCGAUGGUAUUCUUGACGAUCUCAUAUCUCCAUACCCUCUUGGCUACUCUGCAUAUACACCUGGAUCGACUGCCUAGAAAGCGUCGCACGAAAAAAGGACUAGUCAUCAAAAAGCUCUUGGAGAAAGCCACCGGAAAGCAUCAAUCUAAACUUGCAUUUGAAGCAAUUGAAAAAGGAGACGAACAGCUACCAUUAUGUCUGCCCCUCAACCCGAUAUGGCCGAGCAAAACAUCCAGCUGUGGAAGACCCGAAAGCUCAUCAAGCAGCUGGACUCGGCUCGUGGUGCUGGAACGAGUAUGAUCAGUUUGAUUAUCCCUCCCAAGUCCCAAAUCUCUCAAUUCGCCAACAUGUUGACGCAGGAAUACGGAACUGCCUCGAACAUCAAGUCCCGAGUGAACCGUCUCUCCGUCCUCGCCGCCAUCACCUCGACGCAACAGCGUCUCAAGCUCUACAACCGAGUGCCGCCUAACGGGUUGGUACUCUUCGUAGGAACAAUCUUGACGGACGAGGGAAAAGAGAAGAAGGUGUCGUUCGAUUUCGAGCCUCAUAAGCCUAUCAACACCUCGUUGUAUUUGUGUGACAACAAGUUCCACACCGAGGCCCUGGCCGAGCUCUUGGAGAGUGACUCCAAGUUCGGUUUCAUCGUCAUGGAUGGUAACGGUACUCUCUUUGGUACCCUCGCUGGAAACACCCGUGAAGUAAUUCACAAAUUCACCGUCGACCUCCCCAAGAAGCACGGUCGAGGAGGACAGUCUGCGCUGCGUUUCUCCCGUCUGCGUGACGAAAAGCGACACAACUAUGUCCGUAAAGUCGCCGAGUUGGCCGUCCAGCAUUUCAUCACCGCCGACAAGGUCAACGUGACCGGGUUGGUCUUGGCCGGUAGUGCCGAUUUCAAGAGCGAUCUGGCGGGUAGUGAUCUGUUGGACGGACGGUUGGGAGCCAAGGUCAUCAAGAUUGUCGACGUCUCGUACGGUUCCGAGAACGGUUUCAACCAGGCCAUCGAGCUCUCGGCCGAGUCCCUGGCAAACGUCAAGUUUGUGCAGGAGAAGAAGCUCAUCCAAAAGUACUUCGACGAGAUCGCCCAGGACACUGGCAAAUACUGUUACGGUAUCGACGACACCCUCAAGGCUCUCGAGCUCGGUGCCGUAGAGACCCUGAUCGUUUUCGAAGGUCUGGACACGCUGAGAUACGUCCUCCGAAGUGCUGCUGGGGAGGAACACGUUAUCCACUCGACCCCGGCCAACAAGGAAAGGGACAUGGAAAAGUUCAUGGACAAGGCGACCGGGCUCGAGAUGGAACAGGUUCAAGAGCCCGAGAGCUUGUUGGAGUGGUUCACGGAAAACUACAAGACGUGGGGUUGUGCGCUCGAGUUUGUGACGGACAAGAGUCAGGAGGGGAACCAGUACGUCAAGGGAUUCUCGGGUAUAGGCGGUAUCCUUCGAUACAAGGUCGACUUUAGCGAGAUGACCUCGAUAGACGAUGACGAGGACGAGUUCUACGGUUCUGAUGAUGACAGUGACAUGUAAACGGCUGCUCUUUUCUUCUCGUCAUCGAGCCUUUUCGUCGAUGAACGGACGAAUCAAGCUUUACACCUCCGAGCCACGGUAUUCCGACCUUUCGCAACAUUCCCACUUUGCAUCGACCAUCUUCUUCCUUGAUCCUUGAUCGACCAAGACCUCGAAUCAGGCGUUUUCCCCUCCCCCCUUCCCCUCCUGCCUUCAUCUUGUGGUUAUCGAAAAGCGACAAUCGUCUUUGCAUCAAUAUAGAGAAGGGUUGUAGACCGUUGUAUCAUUCAUAGUUUAUAGGUCUGUGUCCGAUGGCAUAUUUCUUUUCAAUACAAC
This is a messenger RNA of Filobasidium floriforme, 1906 nucleotides long. Its product is annotated as peptide chain release factor eRF1/aRF1. Gene Ontology annotation, biological process: cytoplasmic translational termination. Gene Ontology annotation, cellular component: translation release factor complex; cytosol. Lineage: Eukaryota; Fungi; Basidiomycota; Tremellomycetes; Filobasidiales; Filobasidiaceae. Bases 260 to 1591 code for a protein of 443 amino acids. The record is from RefSeq and is a predicted model, not a curated record. Gene Ontology annotation, molecular function: sequence-specific mRNA binding; translation release factor activity, codon specific. The transcript has 9 exons.